Messenger RNA from Plasmodium relictum, 414 nucleotides. Its product is annotated as conserved Plasmodium protein, unknown function. The coding region runs from base 1 to 414 and encodes 137 amino acids. Lineage: Eukaryota; Apicomplexa; Aconoidasida; Haemosporida; Plasmodiidae. The record is from RefSeq and is a predicted model, not a curated record. The transcript has a single exon.
AUGGACAAUUCUCUUUUUACAGUUCCUAGAUACAUUCCUGAAGUAGAUUCAAAUAUUAAUGAAUUCAGUAAAAUAAAAGAAAGCGAAAAUAAAAAUGUAAUAAAUAAUAAAUUAUAUAAAAAAGAUAAUAUUAAUUAUGAUAAUAAAUUAAAUAAAGAUAAAACAAACGAAUCAAAAAAUUUAAAUUAUGACAAAUUAGAAAUAAAUGAAAAAAUAUGGUUCAAUAACUUAAUUAAAAAGAAAGAUGAAGAAUUUGAAAUAACAAAUGUAGAAGAAAGUGAAAAUGAUGAUGAAAUUAUAAUAAACACUAACAAUAUUUUUAAGACUAUUUAUCCUUUUUUUAAAACGGAAGAAGAUUCCAAUUAUUUAAACCAGAAAAAAGAAUUAAAGAAAAACAUAAAAAAUAUGUCUUAA